Phragmites australis (common reed) is the source of this 1986-nucleotide messenger RNA. Its product is annotated as probable polyamine transporter At1g31830. Gene Ontology annotation, molecular function: transmembrane transporter activity. The transcript is spliced from 2 exons. Lineage: Eukaryota; Viridiplantae; Streptophyta; Magnoliopsida; Poales; Poaceae. Bases 277 to 1806 code for a protein of 509 amino acids. Gene Ontology annotation, biological process: transmembrane transport. The record is from RefSeq and is a predicted model, not a curated record. Gene Ontology annotation, cellular component: membrane.
GUCACUCUGACUUGUGGACGCAGGCUGCUCCUCCCUCCACCGCCUCCUCCUCCUCUUUCGGGCGCCGCCGCCGCCCUCUCUCCAGUUCUCGGCGUCCAGGAAGGAGGGAGAGGCAGAGAAGGAGGCAGGACUCGCGCUCGGGCCGUCCGAGGGAGGGAGAUCCAGCCCCAGCAUGCAGACCGCCGGGCGGUAGAUGGUGAGCGUACUCAACCCCUCCAGCUGAUUUCGACUCGCCUCCGCCUCUCCUGCUGCUGUGGAGCUGCCAAGUCCCAGUCCAUGGCCCGUUCUUGGAUUCCUCUCCUCUCUCGACGGCGGCAGAUUGGUUCGUGGAAACUGAGGAACACAGGAAUGACACGAGCAAAUUCAGCCUGUCUUCCUAUGGGGGAUCUUGUGGGUGUCAACUACAACAGUGUCAAUGAGGGCGAAGAGCGUAAGGGAGGGCAUGGCAUCCCCAAGGUUUCUAUGGUCCCUCUCGUCUUCCUCAUAUUUUAUGAGGUUUCCGGGGGUCCCUUUGGGAUUGAGGAUAGUGUCAAGGCUGCUGGGCCACUGCUAGCAAUUGUGGGUUUUCUUCUGUUUGCACUCAUAUGGAGCGUCCCAGAAGCUCUAAUCACUGCUGAGAUGGGCACUAUGUUCCCAGAGAAUGGUGGAUAUGUUGUCUGGGUCUCUUCGGCUCUUGGACCAUUUUGGGGUUUUCAGCAAGGCUGGGCAAAGUGGCUCAGUGGUGUCAUAGAUAAUGCUCUAUACCCAGUCCUCUUUCUUGACUAUGUCAAAUCCAGUGUUCCGGCUCUUGGAGGUGGGCUCCCAAGGACGUUGGCAGUGCUUAUCCUCACAGUUGCAUUUACAUACAUGAACUACAGAGGGCUAACGAUAGUUGGCUGGGUGGCAGUCUUUCUUGGGGUGUUUUCUCUCCUCCCUUUCUUUGUGAUGGGAUUGAUUGCUAUUCCCCGGAUUGAACCUUCAAGGUGGCUUCAAAUGGACUUGGGGAGCAUGAAUUGGGGUUUGUAUCUGAAUACACUGUUUUGGAACCUCAACUAUUGGGAUUCAAUUAGUACAUUGGCUGGGGAAGUUGAGAAUCCAAAGAGAACCCUCCCGAGAGCUCUUUCUUAUGCUCUAGUUCUAGUAGUGGGGGGAUACCUCUACCCUCUGAUCACGUGUACAGCAGCAGUUCCAGUUGUUCGUGAGUACUGGUCAGAUGGGUACUUUUCAGACAUUGCAAGAAUUCUUGGUGGCUUCUGGUUGCACUCAUGGAUUCAAGCAGCAGCUGCAUUGUCCAACAUGGGCAACUUUAUCACUGAAAUGAGCAGCGAUUCUUACCAGCUUCUGGGAAUGGCUGAGCGUGGCAUGCUCCCUGAAUUUUUCGCCAAGAGGUCGCACUACGGGACCCCGCUGAUUGGCAUCUUGUUCUCCGCCUUUGGUGUAGUCCUGCUGUCUUGGAUGAGCUUCCAAGAGAUCAUCGCUGCGGAGAACUACCUCUACUGCUUCGGGAUGAUACUGGAAUUCAUCGCCUUCAUCAAGCUAAGGGUGGCCCAUCCCAACGCCUCCCGGCCCUACAAGAUCCCGCUAGGCACCAUUGGCGUUGUGCUGAUGAUCAUCCCUCCUGCCAUCCUGAUAGUUGUGGUGAUGGCCCUGGCGUCCUACAAGGUGAUGGCAGUUAGCAUCGUGGCAAUGGUUGUUGGGUUCGUGCUGCAGCCGUGCCUGGUCUACGUGGAGAAGAAGCGGUGGCUGAGGUUCUCCACAAGUGAGGACCUGCCUGAUUUGCCUGAUUCACAAGAUGCUGAAGAUGACACUGUCCCGCUUGUGUUCUGAUUCGAUUAUAUUUUGUUCUGGAGGUGUAAUUCCAGAUUGGAGCAGUCUAGGACGGAAGGUACUGGGAUUCUUGAUUUGGCAUCAGAUCAAAAUGUGACCCCCAGUGGUGGUCAACGGAGCUCAUCGAAAUACUUUGUGUUGCCUGCUGUCGCUUAAAAUAAACAUGUUAGAUCCAUGACA